Molecule: messenger RNA, 9296 nt
Organism: Lymnaea stagnalis (great pond snail)
Lineage: Eukaryota; Metazoa; Mollusca; Gastropoda; Lymnaeidae
Source: the annotation of a GenBank genome assembly
AUAAUGUGUCAUUUCCACAUUUCGCCUUUAAUAUUAGGAACCCAUGAAGCACAAGAAUCAGAAGGAGGAGAAGCAGAUCUACACUUGCAAUUUCAAGGAUUGCGAAAAGAGUUCAAAUCACAACAAAUUUAUUUCAGCCCCAAGUUUCAGUCCGAGCGAUCUUCCCGAAAAUUGUCGUGAUGAAGAUUUAUUUGAUUUUAUCACAGCUACAGCUGACCUGACUGUGCGAGUUGCCGUACGAUGGACCAGCAAUGACAGGCCACGUUUUUGGCCAAAAAGCCAAACCAUGUCCAUAUUAUGAAAGGCGGGGAAUUGAUGUGUUGCGGCUAGGGUCCGGGAUUGUCACGAGCGUGAGUACCUUUGCAGAGAAGGACAACAUGGGAAACUGCAAUUGUGAGAAGUGUCGAUCAUCAGACACGCCAAACAAAGCCUUGGGUGCGGUGUGGAUGUGCACAGCAAGACAUGUUGUAUUUAAUGACGACGAAGCCAGGAAAACCACAUGCAGAGUAUUCUACGAUAAAGAAGACAGCCCUUUGGUAACUCUGGAUUCGUGGUCGGUUACAUGGCAAAAUACAGAGGAUGAUCGAAUCAAUCUGAAAUCUUUGACAUGUAACAAAGAUUUAUUGAAACAACUAACGCCAAUGGUCGAAACAUGGCAGGCAAAAUGGGAGAAGGUUAACAAGAGAUAUGAAAUGUCCAAAGCUUCUAAAAAAUGGAACUUCAUUGUAUCACACCCUCAUGGGUGUUCAAAGAAGAUCUCAGUGGGCAACUGGAUACAUAGACAGAUCUUAAGGCAAAAUGAUUUCAGAUCUCAAACACAGUUUACCUAUAACACAUGUACAUGCCCAGGCAGCAGUGGGGCUUUUGUCUAUUCACUCGGAUAUCAUGACAUCGGAUGGCUAUCUACCCGCGAAGUUCAUUGUGGUGUCAACGCGAAUGGAACAAAAUAAUAUAGCAGCGUUGCUGAAGAAUGGGGUACUGACGCAUAUGUAAAUGAGACACGGAGGAGAGCAGCCUAUUGUUACUAAACCUAUUGACUAAACAUAUAGGCCUAUACAUACCUAAGACAACAGAAUAAGUUUUAUUCUUCAUGCUAGCAGUGGCAAGUACUUUCAAAUGGUACAACAUACAUUAUGAUAAUUAUAAGAGUAAAAUUGGAAGAGAUCCAAAGUUGGAAUGUCUGAACUAGUCAGUAAAACCAACAACGAAACACAAUUCAAAAACCUAAUCAGAAUACACAGGACUUAAACCAUGGAUAUGCUGUAACUGUAACUGUAAGUCGUAAUAAGCAAUAAUAAUAAUAGCAAAAUCAACAGCGUUUAAAAUUAAUUUCAGUAAUAUAAUUUACGUUAACUCAUUAAAUUUUUUAAAAAUUAAUAGUAGUCCAUAAUUCAACUGAUUCUGCGCAAUUCUUUUCUAGCGGUAGCAACCAUAUGCUGCUAAAUUCCCAGUCGACGGCGUAUAAUAUUGAUAAUAACUUGAACUUAGGGCUAUGGAUGUGGGUAGUAGACUGUGUACGACGUUUCCCCUUACAUUAUAUGUCCGAGUCAUUGCUUUAAGUGCAACCGAGAGGAUCCGAAUGACAAGGGCCUAAUAAUAAAUCUGUUGCUUUUCGGAUCCUAUAGGCUAUGCGUUUACUGACUGAUGUGCUUAUAAAAAAAAGCCUUAUUCAAUAUCUUUUUUUUUUUUUAAACUGUGAAACAAACUUAAAUUUAAAUGUUAAGAUUUAACUUAAUAUUAAUAGGCCUACGUUUAAAUUAAUAAUACAAUGACAACGUGAUACGAUAAAAAUGAUUUGAUUUCAUGAAUUGGACAAAAAUCUUGCCCCUCCAUAUAAAGAGAAGAAAAAAAUUUCCUCCACCCCCCACUUUCUACGCCUUUGAGCCAGCUAAAUUAAAUUGAAACUAGUUUUUCCCAAAACAGAAAGGGGAAUUCCCGUGAAAUUUGCAUGAUUUUCCAUGGAAGUGACUUUAUUUUGUCUACGAUAUUCACUGAAUCUUUGUUUAUAGCAAUAAGUUUGGAGUCAUUGUGUAAGGUAGGGUGUGUUAUUUAACCUAUUAUCAUAGUCCAAAAAUUUCAUUUAUUGUUGAAUUAGGAUUUCUAAUUUGAGUUUGAUUUGGGAAACUACCUAAACGUUAUAGCUUAAAACUUAAAUGACAAUAAUAAUAAAUGUCAAUAAAUGAUAUGACUCAAAAUGGGAUAGACUUAAGACUCAUGUCGGCAUUGUCGGCCGGUCUGUCACACAGAACUGAACUGAGAAUGAGAAGAAGAGGAUGCGAUAUUGCGCAUUGUCGACAUUGACAAUGACUAUGACAUUGCUGCUUGCAGUAUUUUCAAUUAUGUUGCCCAAAUUAUUACCGAAUCCGAAAGAAAUAAGUAUAAGGCGCUACCUGCAUAGUUGCAUAGGCUAAGACACACUCACACAUGCCUAGAUUUUAGAUGAAGGCAAUGCUUCAAUGCUUGCUUCAAUGCUUGCUUCAAUGCUUGCUUCAAAAAAAUUUCAUAUUUAUGGUAGACCUAUUUACAAUAAGAAAAGAAUAUUUUAAAAUCCUAAUUAACUGUAAAUGUAAAAAUAAAUAAAAUGUUAGAGUUAAUAUUAAUAUUUGGAAAAAUUGCCUAGGAAUGUUCCCUUUGACUUUAUACUUUAUAAAUAAAUUAAACAUAAAUAAAAAUAAAUGUAUAGGGCAUGCUACAUGACAUAUUAAUAUUGAUAACGUUAGGUUAAAUUAAACAUUUUAAAUCAACUUAAGUCUUAAGAAAAUAAUGUAGGCUUAUUUUAUUAUUAAAUAUUUGCAAUCUCUGAAUUAUAUGCUUUGCAUAUUAAUUUUGCACAAACUUAUAUCUAUUACAUUUACAGUAAAGCCAACCACAUGGACAAUACUACUGCGGUAGGAACAAGUAAACGCAUAAUAAAAGAAUCAGAGGAUGGUGACAGUCCAGGUAAAAUAAUUUCAAUCAUAGUGAAUUUCAAAUAAUAUGAUUUUUAACUCACCUUCUACAAAGUAAAGUGUAUUCCAAAUUCAUUAUUUAAAAUUUAAGAAAACACACAUUUAUAUGAAGGUCCAGUUUUCAAAUUCAUAUUCAUAUUUUAAGUUUAAUUGAUUCUUAAACUCUAAGAUUGUAUGUGGUCUGAAAUAUUAUUUUUAAUUAUGGAUAUAGGCCCAACAGGAUGGAUUAAGAUUUUUUACUUGAGCAUAAAUAAACAAUGAAACUAAUAUCAUUCCAUUUCAAACAAACUUUAAAAAUAAUUUAACUGCCAAAUUUAGUAAUAUAAUAUGCAUUAUUUUGUCUAUUACUACUUACUUAAAUGUUAAAAUAUGCAUUAUUUUGUCUAACAUUUAUGUAAGUCUAGGCCUAUAUGUUUUUAGUUAUUUUAAUUAUUUUAAAUUAAACAUCCAUUCAACAGAUGUAAAAAGGACGAAAAUAGAAUGUACAUUAUCAUUAUACAGCCCACACCCAGCUCUUGCUGAUCAAGGUAAUGGGAUAAAUAUGAAACUCGUUGGUGUACCAGUAGACAGUUUACUACAUGAUGUUUUGCUUUUAGGUCUAUUUUCCACCCAACCCCUCCACAAAAAUAAAAUAACAAAAAUAAACAGUUAAAUAGCACAUAGGAAAACAAAGAUCAAAGUAGUUUUUGAGAGGAAACAAAUUUGAAGUUAGCUUAAGAUUUAUAAAAAAAAUUACACAAAAUAAUCUUUGCACAGUGGUGCAUUUAUAACAUAUUAAUUAAAGAAAGAAUAUACCUAAAAAAGUGUAUCCUAAUAAAAGUAAACCAUUCCUGAAAGAGAGAUUUUUGUUUAAAAAAAAAAAAUAAAUUACAUGUUUAUACCUUAUUUUUAAAAGGGUCUCUAUCAUAAUUGUUUUUGUUUAUUAAAAGGAAAACAUGAAGUUGAAGUUUGUGUUGAGGGCUACGAAGGUUCCAUGUCAUGGAAUGCCUGCCUAAAGAAUCCUGGUCACGCCAAUUUCAUUCUUGCAUCUGAAUUUUCUCUGACUCACCUUCCCGCACAAUAUAGGUAAGUCCUUUUUAUAGAUAUCUUGUUAACAGAUAUACUUCAAAAGACAUAAUCAACAAAUAAUAUCAAGCAUAUAUAUGUACAUAAUAUGUGUAUAUAUAUAGCCUAUUUCUCUCUUUUUAGUUUUGCUUUGCUUUGAACUUUGCUUCCUUAUUUAAUUUUAAGCCAUAUUUUUACAGGAUCAAACUUUCCUGUUCACAUAUUCUCAUGGGUGUGUAAUUUGUCAAAAAAGCUCUUGAUAAAAUAGCUUUGAUUUUAUUUCUAGCAAGUUUUUUACAUUUGAUAACUGAUCGCAAACUACUUUUUUUGCCAUGGGAUUUUACAAGGCUACUUCUCAAAAUGACGGCUAGAAAAGUUUUCAAAAUUUAAUCAUACUUCAUAUUGCACCACUCUGAAGAAAGAAAGAAGAAAUUGGAAAGUUUCUAUCAGCAUUAAGAGAUCAAGAGUUUCUGCAGUACUGAAUGUUAAACAUCACAUGAAAAUUAUAAUAAUUUGCGUGACUCUUGCAGUGAGGAGGAUAAUACUACCUCAGGCCUUAUGCCUCAAUCGUGACUUGAUCGGACUGCUAGUGUUGUAAGUGGUAUAAUUUCACUUUAUUUUUUUACAGGUUACAUUGAGUAAUACAUUUGUUACUUUAAUAGUGCCUAUUAUAAUAAAUUCUAUAUAAAUAAUUAAGACAUAGGUUAGACUAAUUAAGUAACAAUUAAUUCAUUUAUUUUGAUGGGUAGGCCCAACGAGGUGAUUAGUAAUUUACUAUAUAUAGGCCUAUAAUUUAUACACACAGUAAUUGAAGAACAUUCAAGUAUAUCAGUUAUUACUAAUAAUUUAUACAUAAUAAUACUAAUAAUAUAUAAAUUAUAGGCCUAUAUAUAAAUAAUAUUGGCCUAAGCAAAAUACUUCUUUCAGCAAUAUAUUUGUGUAUAGUAUGUAGCCCUAUAGUAUGGCAAUUCUAAUCAAUGUUAAAAAAUAGUUAAAAUAUUGUUAUCCUGUAUCAUAAUGUGGUCUACUUACUGUGAAUUAUUUCACCUGUCAUGAUUUAUGCAAGCAGAAUAAGCCCACUUUUCUGGAGUGCUUGGUAACUUGAACAUAUAAAUUCACAUAUUCUAACUAAUAAGAUAUUUGACAAUGUUUAUGUUUUGUUCAUAUAUAAUUUUCUAUAGAUAUUUUUAAAAUAGGCAUAUGCUUUUGCAAUAAAUACCAUUAAAAAGGAUAUUUCACAGCAUUAAAAAUUAUGUUAGAUCAAUAUCUUUAUAAGGAAAUGUCAAGUAAAAAUAAGUGAUCAAUUUUUAGCCAAAAAAAUGUACAGUAGCUUUACAAUAUUUUCCUUUCAUAUAACUUUAAUUAAAUAUAGACCUAAUAUAAAUAAGAUUAUGAUUAUUAGGAAUUAUCCAAAUAUUCAUUUUAUCAGCUAUCAUUUUAUCUAUAUUAUUCAUUUUUGCAGGAUAGUUUUUAGUCCAAUUUUUAGUCUUAACUUUAUAAAAUCUAUAUGUAGGCCUAUCUUGUAUAAAAUAACAUUUCUGCCUUAUACUUAUAGUUUAAUCAGCCAUUUUUUAUAUUUUUUUAAAUUUAUUUAUUUUAAUUUUACUGUUGUUCAGGUGAAUCAGAUUUGGAUUACCAAAACUAAAAUAAUUUGCAUGACAUAAAUCAUUGUUUGAAAGUUGUGACAAGGUUUCAGACUGCAUAAAAUGCUGUAUGAAAUAGAUGAUGAUGUGAAUCCAGGCUCAUCAUUAAUUUUAAAGGAAGAACAAUAAAUGGUACAUAUUAAGCAUGGCUGCAAACUUUCCCUACAUUAUUAUAGGAGUACACUUACGACAAAACCCCCCCCCCCCCCUCUCCCUAACAAUCGGAUCCUUAUCACGGGGCCCCUAAAAGGUAUGUGUUCCAUUUGUGUUUAGGUUAAUCUGGCACUAUGUCUUGUACACCAAGAGUUAUACAUACUCUUUCCACAUGAAAUGACUUAUGAAAGAACUUAUACUAGAAAAGUCUUAAUAAUUUCCAUUCUACCCGAUCUGUAACUUUUUUAUUCAACCCAUUCAAGCUAUCUUACAAAAAAAAUAAUAAUACGCAAAUAAAAUAAUAAUAAUAAUAAAUAACUUCUAGAGAUACAGACAUUCUAAAGUUUAUCAAGCUGUGGGUGGAGCUGACGGUGAAACUGUCAAUAUGUGCAACAAGCCAGGACCGUACAGUGGCAGACCCAUUCUACAAAUAUCGUGGCAUGCCUUUAAUCCGUUCAGGUAAGUUAACUAUCAAAAUGUAUCUUUUCUGAUAAAUAAAAUGCUUGCAACAAAAAAGAUGUCAAAUAGAUAUUUCCAGUAAAGAUAAUGCAGUGUGUUAGGGGCUAAUACCUAUUAUCGGGUUAAGUAGGUAUACCUGUAUCAGACUAUAAACAAACACAUCAUAGGAUCCAACAUAUGAAUACUCUAUGACUAUGAUGUAUAUGGUAAUAUUCACCUCGCCAUUAAUGACUGUAUACAAAAUAUUUUUCAUGCUCCAUACUAUAUCAAGGAAUCCAGAAUUAUGGUAUCAGUCUGAAUUACGAAUAAAUGAAUAAACUUGAAAUCUGCUGCUUUCAUUGUUAAUUCAGUUAUAGGUUACCUACCACAGACAUUUUGAAAGUUCUUGUACCAUGAUAUCUCUUUUCCACCUCAGAACUCAUUUUCUUUAUGUUUAUUUAUACAAUUCUUCAUGUUUAUUUAUACUUAGAAAUCAUAACAUAUCACAAUAGUUUGUUUUUUUAUUUACGGAUACUACUGAGACACAUUUAACUAUGUUUUUGUAACCAAGGAUUGAUUGACCUGUAUUUGAUAGGUACUGGAAAGGUGACAGAUGUACAGAUUAUUGAAGAUGACAAAUUUCCUUGUCCUUGUUCCCAAUGCAUUUCUUCUAAAGAUCCAUGCACAGUAAGAAAAUCUUCUCAUUACUGCUAGUAAUUAUUCUUUUUUUUUUAAUUUUAAUUAUUAAAUGAAAUUCUGGUACAUUUAGUCAUUUAGUUUAAACCUGAUGAAAAAAAUAUUACUAAAAAAAAUAAUAUGUUUUUUUAGAAAGUGACAUGAUUACACAUUUCAACAAUCUAACAAAAAAAUACACAUGCUUAUGUCAUUUAAAUUAAACAUUUAACCUAUUUAAAAAAAUAAUAAAAAUAAUAAUAAAUAGUUCUCAGCUAACGAUGACAUUUGCUAUGUGUUGAUAUCAAAAAAAAUUUUUUAUUCCAGAAAUGGGCAGCCAUCUGGGUAAUGACCGCCCUGCAUGUUGUAUUUGAUGACAUCGAGGUGGAGAAAACAUCAGCUAUCUUCCACUAUGACAACGAGGACUUAACAACCAAAAAGAACAUGACAACCCUCUAUGGAUGCCGUGUUGUCGACUCCAACCGUCAUGGGGAUUGGUGUAAAUUUGAAUGCGCCACCCACGAUCUGGAAUUUGCUACGCAAAUUAACAAUGCUCUAACGCCAUUGAUGGGUCUAGCAGAGAUGAUUCAAGAAAGAUACCGCGAUGAUGUCAAUAUCAACAUGGCCAUUAUAGCCUCUCACCCACACGGCUGUGCAAAGUAUGUGACUGUGGGAGAAUGGAGGGAGAUGGAAACUUUUGAGAACAAGAAGGAAAAUCUGGCUUGGACAACAUACACCUACUCGACAGGAACAUGCAAGGGGAGCAGUGGUGCCCCUGUGUGGAUACUGGGGCCUGAUCGCAGCAACCUGUAUGCUUACUACAGUCACGUGCAUUCCGAGGGAGGGGACCACACCAAAGGGGAGCCAAAUAAAAGUGGAGCUGGUGAUGUCAGCAAGAAAUGGGACUGGGGAGAAGAUGCUUAGAUUUCAAUGUGGUAUUAAGUUUUAAUCUGAAACGAUUACCCUGAUGCACUUCCAUUUGAUGUGGGUUCUUAAAGUGUGCCCACUUAAUGUUUUUAAAGGUUACAUAAAGUGUUGUUUUUUUUUUUUACUACUUGCAUAAUAUACUUAAUGUGUAAAUCUACCUACUCAAUGUGGGUGUACUUGGUGUACAUGGGUAUUAAAACAAUUAAGCAUUAAUUAGUGAAAUUACAGAAGUUAGGAUAAAAUUGUUUAAUGUGUUGUUUGCACUAUAAUCUACAAUGGUCCUAUGAUUUUUAACAAAAUAUGCAAUCGUACUUUGGUAUCAUCAUCUAGACCCGCGUUUCCCAAACAUUUAAUUUUGGCAUACUGGUUGAAAUUUUUCCAAACAAAUGUUUACAUGAAUGGGGGUAGCAAACUUAAUUCCGUCUUUUAGUCCCUUGUAAAUUCAUCAGAGAUGCAUGUCAUUGUAUGUGUGCCUUAUAUUUUGUGUAUUUAUUUUCUGUUAAAUUUAAAAGGUAGCAGUAUGCAGUACUUGCAACUUUCUGGUAUAAUAUUAUUUAUUAUUAUAUAUAUGAGAAAAUAUGUCUGGUUAUAUCACAUCCAUUUCUAAAUAGCUUAAUGGGUCAAACUUAGGAUACAUAGUUAAAACAUUUCAUUUUAUAAAGGAAAUGCUGACGGGGCUUAAAUUUAAAAAAAAAAAUAACCUGUUCAGAGCUGGGGGCCCAAAUUUCAUUUUUUUCUUAUAGGUGCUACAUAAAUAAAAUUAAUGGCUGAAUCUAGAUUCAUCUUGGUACAAAUGCACUUGAAAAUUUAUGUUACAAAAUAUUAAGUGUGGUCGGUCCCAGGGGCCCUAAUUUCAUUUUCCUUUCAUGUCUGACUUUUUUUAAACUGACUUUAAUUGGAACGACUUCUAAAAUCUAACUCUACUAUUUAUCUGAAGAAAAUGUUUAGGGCCCUGUCUUGGUGUUUAUUAAAACAGCACCUUAUUGAACCAGUUCCCAAGGGGAGCGUUAUUUCAAAAUUAAAGUAAAACAUCUUGAGGGUUGGAUUUUUUUGUAGAUAUUUUUAGUAUUGAAAUAUCUUUGACAUAGGAUAAAGAUUUCUUAACAGUUAUUUGAAGGCCUUAGAAAAGUAUAGAAUUUUACAUCAGUUUUUAUAUUGUUCUACAUAGAUGUAAAGAAAAUGGAAAUAACGAUGUGAUCUCAUGCUAAAAGUUUGUGGAAAUUUUAGUUAAGUUUUAUAGAUUUCUAAACUUUCUAAACUUUCCCUCAAAUGUAAUGAAAUUAGAUUAAAAGAUAUUUUUGAAGUUUCCAAAAAGUUCCAAAUGAGAAUAGGAGUUUCUACAAUGUAUUUUCUUUAUAACUGCCAAAGCAGUAGACCAGAGCCCAGGUUACAAUGUAAAUUGUUGCAUCUAGGUAUAACUUGCAUAACGUACCUUACAUAUCUUUUAAAAUAUCAUUGGAUUUCAAAUUAA